CAGCAGGGCCAGCCCACAAGGCUCCUUUUCCUUUUUGAUCCAUUCAAAAAUUACUCAUUGCAAAUUCCCGAACUGCUCGGGGAGGCGAAGGCAGGGCCGGAGGAGCGGGGACUGCUGCGGGCGCGGCGCCGGAGGCGGCUGGUGGCGGCCGAUCGCGCGGAAGCGGCCGGCGGACGCCAGGCUCGGGUGGCCUCACCAGGAAGCGCCGGAGUCCGGACCCGGGAGGCUCGCAGCGCCCGCCGCCCCCCCCCCCCGAUCCCCGAGCCGCGCUGCGCCCCGAGCCCUGGGCGAUGGCCGGGUGCUGAGCCGCGGCUCGGACGGCGCAGCCCCUCGGCAUGGCCGCGCGCGAGGAGCUGUACAGCAAAGUCACCCCGCGGAGGAGCCGCCAGCAGCGCCCCGGCACCAUCAAGCAUGGCUCGGCGCUGGACGUGCUGCUCUCCAUGGGGUUCCCCAGGGCCCGCGCACAAAAGGCCUUGGCAUCCACCGGAGGAAGAAGCGUUCAGGCGGCAUGUGACUGGUUGGCUGUUUUCCCAUGUGGGGGACCCCUUCCUGGAUGACCCCCUGCCCAGGGAGUACGUCCUCUACCUCCGCCCCACUGGCCCCUUAGCGCAGAAGCUGUCCGACUUCUGGCAGCAGUCGAAGCAGAUCUGCGGGAAGAACAAGGCUCACAACAUCUUCCCCCACAUCACCCUCUGCCAGUUCUUCAUGUGUGAGGACAGCAAGGUGGAUGCCCUGGGGGAGGCCCUGCAGACCACCGUCAGCCGCUGGAAGUGUAAGUUCUCGGCACCGCUGCCCCUGGAGCUCUACACCUCCUCCAACUUCAUCGGCCUCUUCGUGAAGGAGGACAGCGCUGAGGUCCUCAAGAAAUUCGCUGCGGACUUCGCUGCUGAGGCUGCAUCCAAAACGGAAGUACACGUGGAACCUCAUAAGAAGCAGCUGCAUGUUACUCUGGCUUAUCACUUCCAAGCCAGCCACCUACCCACGCUGGAGAAACUAGCCCAGAACAUCGAUGUCAAACUAGGGUGCGACUGGGUGGCCACCAUAUUCUCUCGGGAUAUCCGAUUCGCGAACCACGAGACGCUGCAAGUGAUCUACCCCUACACCCCGCAGAAUGAUGAUGAGCUAGAGCUGGUCCCGGGGGACUUCAUCUUCAUGUCUCCCAUGGAGCAGACCAGCACCAGCGAAGGCUGGAUCUAUGGCACCUCCCUCACCACUGGCUGCUCAGGGCUCCUGCCCGAGAACUACAUCACCAAGGCUGACGAGUGCAGCACCUGGAUCUUCCACGGUUCUUACUCCAUUUUAAACACGGCAUCAUCCAACUCGCUUCCAUUUGGUGACGGAGUGUUAGAGAGGCGGCACUAUGACGACCAGGGACUCGGGGAGACGACACCUCUUACUAUCAUCUGCCAGCCCAUGCAGCCUCUGAGAGUCAACAGCCAGCCCGGACCUCAGAAGCGGUGCCUCUUCGUGUGUCGGCAUGGAGAAAGGAUGGAUGUUGUCUUUGGGAAGUACUGGCUGUCUCAGUGCUUUGAUGCCAAAGGCCGCUACAUACGCACCAACCUGAACAUGCCUCACAGCUUACCUCAGCGGAGCGGCGGCUUCCUGGAUUAUGAGAAGGAUGCUCCUAUCACGGUGUUCGGGUGCAUGCAGGCAAGACUAGUGGGUGAAGCCUUGUUAGAAAGUAGCACCAUCAUCGAUCACGUCUAUUGCUCCCCAUCCCUCCGCUGCGUUCAGACCGCACACAACAUCUUAAAAGGUUUACAACAAGAGAACCACUUAAAGAUUCGCGUGGAGCCUGGCUUAUUUGAGUGGACAAAGUGGGUUGCUGGGAACACAUUACCUGCAUGGAUACCUCCAUCAGAGUUAGCUGCAGCCAGCCUGAGUGUUGAUACAACCUACAGACCUCACAUUCCAGUCAGCAAAUUAGUGGUUUCAGAGUCCUAUGACACUUAUAUCAGUAGAAGCUUCCAAGUAACAAAAGAGAUAAUAAGUGAGUGUAAAGGUAAAGGAAAUAACAUUCUGAUUGUGGCCCAUGCAUCUUCCCUUGAAGCAUGUACCUGCCAGCUUCAGGGCCUGUCACCUCAGAACUCCAAGGACUUUGUGCAAAUGGUCCGAAAGAUCCCCUACCUAGGCUUUUGUUCCUGUGAAGAAUUAGGCGAAACUGGAAUAUGGCAGCUAACAGACCCACCCAUCCUUCCCCUUACCCAUGGACCCACUGGGGGCUUCAACUGGAGAGAAACAUUGCUGCAGGAGUAAGCCUGUGAGGGGCGAGAGGAAUUAGUCUUUUGGAGAAGAAUCUUUUGGGCGUUCAGUAACUGCGGAAAACUCUGCAUUGCAUUCUAAAUGGACAGCUCGAUUAACACACUUCCUUUCAUGCUUAAGUGACAAGACUGCAUAAAUAAGCAAAAGACAUGAUUCAGGGAGAGAAAAAUCCAUCCUGGUUAACAAGGCUUUGGAGAAUUGACUUCCUAAACCUGCGCCUGCUACAGCAGAGGCCCAUCCUCAUCCUCGUUCGGGCUAUGCAUGGCUAAGGAGCUUCACGCGUCCCCACUGGAGCUGUGCCCCCUCUCAGGAGGGAUGCAGGAAGGAGUGUGUCCCGAAUCCAGUCUGGGGAUGGAACAUUCUGUUGAACUCCAUUUUCAAUUUAGCCGAGCUGAGAAAUCCUGCUAAGGUUCCUACAUAGACUUGUCCUUAGGUUGCACCUCAAAUUCUACCCUCGGUAAACUCCAGACACCCCCUUAAGGAGUCCAGUGUUUGCCCUGGUACUUCCUCAUUUUCUCCCAGAAUGGGGGCCUUCCUGCUUCUGUCUGUGAAAUAGGGAGAGAAAGCACUUCUGCUUUCCAGAAUACUUUUAGAUCCUCAUGAGGAAGAUAAGGUAAAUGUGAGUCGUAGUCAAGGAUAGGCGUGGAGAACUUGCAAAAUAUAAAGUGCAUUGGGAUUAUGUGUGUCACAGCCUGAUGAGCCGCAGCACUUCUGAGUCGCCAAGAUUUGCUUGUCUCUGCCCCUAGACUCUGACAGGGUUAACUAGCUGAGGAGGUUGACAUGUUGAAAGCAUAUGUGUUCAGCAUAUUAUUUGAAUCAGCAAGAAGCUCAUUCUGUGCAAUGUGGACAUCUUGACAAACCAUGCCAAGGGCCAGGUUGUGAUGCCCUCCCAGCACCUACCAACCAAACAGAAUGUCCAGAGAUGCCCCAGUUGCACCAGAGAUAUACAAUGAAGUCAGGGAACUAACUUAACUGGUGACAGUCACAAGUGCACUGCUACUUGUGCUGUCUCCUUUCUGUUUGUCUUUCUAUGAUAAUUUAAAAUCGAUAGGAGGUAAGGCUACUUGAGGAAAGCUGGACUGGUUUCUCAUUAUGGCUACUUCCUGUAUGUAGAGGGAGUUUAUUUAAAAGAAAAAUAAAUGACAAUCAAGCCAAAACACCAGUUAUCAAUGUCUAUUUAAUCGUGUGAGUAGCUGACUAGUAGAGCCACAGACAGUGGUCUGGUAUGAUAUAGUUCGCCAUGUAGAAUGUGUGUACGCAAUAAAAUCCCAACCAUUUAAAGGGAGCAUUAGUGUUAGACAAAUCUAUCUAUGCUGUAGCGACCUUAAAUAAGUUUUAAAACUCAGACGUAUGCUUUAUAAAAACUGACCUAUGCUUGUAUUUGAAAUUGAAAUUUGAUGACUGCUGGAAAAAGGAAGAAGUGAAAGGUGAUUUGCUAUUUAUGUUAGUAAAAGGAUUAUGGCUGCAUUUUUUAAAGACACCUAGAGAAAUAUGCUAUGAAAUUUCUAAUUGGAGAAACGAAUCGUGGUUUCUCCUAGCAUCGCACAAGUAUUGCUUCAGUUUCUGACCAUAGAAAUAACCCUGUGCUGACACAUUUCUGUUUUAACCUUAAACUAUCUGGGAGGGAAAUAUUCCCACUAAAGUUCUUAAAACUCACAUUUCAGCUAAGUUAAUGAACUUAAUGUCCCUGCCACUCAUUCUACUGGUAUUGGUAAGGAAGUGAUCCACUGUUUAAUCCUAUCUAUAAUGUUUAUAGGCUCACCACAGAUUCUCAUGGGCUUUGAAUGCUCAGAAUAAUACUUGAAUGCUUCAUUUCAGAUUUCCUUGAAACCGUUAAGAGUAUGUUCUGGACAGUGUCCGUACUUUUAUAAAAUACAAAUGAAAAUGUGUCACCUUUUCCAUUUCUCUUCUGGAUGUUCCAUGUUGUCCUGAGAAUUAGUUUGACAGACUGGGCUUCAUUCCAUUGUCUUUAGUCCAGUAUCAAUAUAGCCUUCGGCAACUGCCUGCAAGAGCCAAAGGAAUCAUGGGUCUGAAACAUUUCAGAAUAAUUUAGGUGGAAAACCCUGAGUACAAGAAAAAUUUUAUUCCUCUGCUGUAAUUAACUAGAUUGGUUAUCAAAACAGCUGAGUGGCCUGAAUUCACACUAAAAUUUUAUUUCAGACUUAUCUACUUAAAAAAUUAAAGUUGGACUGCAACCAACAAAUUCUUUAUAAAUCAUGUUGAAUCUAUGUAUAAUAAAAGAGACAGCUAUAUUACCAAACUUCAAAUUCAUAUGAAAAUUCUAAGUUGACAUUACAACCUGAAGUGGAGGCUCAUUCUUUGUGAUCAGAGGCUGAUGCUUAUUAAAACCUAUGAUAUGUGGAGGAGGAAUAGAAAAGGAAAGAAGAAAGCAUUGCCAGAAAAGAAGAAUCAAAUGAUUUCUCAUUCAAAGAACUGUUUUUUAAGUUAGAAAGCUAUCUGAAAUAAAUUAGUGGAAAUGAAAUUAGCUAAUGGGCUUAAGCUGGUAUUGCAAAUCUCAAAUAGUUUGCUGCUUCUACAAGAAGGCCACUUUAGUGUGCAAAGGCCCUAGUACUCUCUGUUAGGUAGAACUUUGUUUUCUGUGAUUUUAAAGUGCCACGUGGAUUCCUCGCAGACUAGAAAAAUCGGCAUGUUUUAAUGCAUCUGCUGAGGGUUUCAUUUUCCAGGUUCUCUUCCCCAUCACUUACUGGGUACCAAGAGCCUCCCUGAUAGGAGGUAGCAGUGGAAUUGACAGUGUUUCUCAGAUUCAAAGAAUCUGAAUGGCUGAUUAAAUGGCUAUCUGAUGGCUGGAAAGGGGGGUAUUUUUCACCCUGUAGUGCAAGGCUUGGAGUAGUUUCUACUUUUUAUUUUAAUUAUACUUUAACCAAAGAAUUAUUUUAAAGUAAUCUUAUAUUUGAAAGAUGAUUUUGCAAAAAAAAAAAAUUAAAAUGCCUUCUGGAGUAUCAGUUUAAUAAAUCAUUGUUGAUCAUUUGCUUGUCAGCAGUGUUGGGGACAUGUCUAGGCUGUCCUCCAGUUGUGUGUAGCGUUGCCCUAGACGUUUCUUUUCCACUCAACUAACUGUAUUCGUAUUGAAAUGAAGUCUCUUAUUUCAAUUACCUAGUAUCAUUGAGAACUGAUUGAACAGCCACGAAAAGAGAAGUUCCUAUCUGUCGCCUUUGUAGAAAGGCUUCCCGGUGCGGUUACCUAGGCACUCCCCACGCCAGUGUUUAAAUCUGAAAGCAGUGAUGAAUUGCUCUUUUGAAUUUACCCUGAGUUGUGCAUGUGGUGGAAUACAGAUGAGCCUCUGCUGAAUUUGCACAGGCUUCAGCACAGUCAGCUGUACAAAAUUGGCACCAAGACGUUAGAUGAGGAGGCUCAGGAGAUUUGCAUAAUCCAGCACACACAUGUGAGAAAGAAGAGGCGAUGGCCUGAGGAGGUGGCUGUGCUGGAGGGACAGAACUGGUGGAGGAGGGCGAGGGACAGACGGGGAAGAGCAAUUUAACAUCAAUCUGGGUUAAUGUUAACUUCACAGAGGUGACGGGAGUAUUUUGUUAGGUGAUGGCUUUUACAUAUUUUAAAUUUAGGAUUAAAAUUGAGUUUGCUUCUCUUUUGUACUUCAACCUAUUCAAUUUUCCUAAGAAAGUGACUAGCUAUAAUGAAAAUUUUAGGGGAGAGGUAGAAAAGAUUGCCUCUAAAUGCAGUGGAAAUAACUUGAUUUUUAAAUAUGUGUAAUACUAGGUUCGGUGUAUGUAGACUUACAAUUAUAGUGAUGAGUAGUCAAACAAUAUACAAUCAGUUAUUACAAAUAUUUUACCCAGUAUUACUUAGCUGCUGUAACUUGCAAAAAUCGGAAUUUUGCAGCUGUUCAGCUAUUCGUGAACUCUAUACAGGAUACAUAUGUAAAUCGAAAAAUGCGUCAUGGUUCUGUUGUUGAUUGCCAGUAAGAUGGGAACCCCAUCCCAAAGCUUUUUGAUUAUGCACAGAUCAUCCUAAACUGCUAUGUGGGGGAGGCAUAUGGCUUCUCAUUUAUAAGACUAUUGUAUUAUUUUUUUCUAUGUGAUUUUGGUGUAUUUAUUUGAAAAAUAGUUUGUAUUUACUAAAAAGAAAACCACACCUGUCUGUAUCGUCAGAUUCCUUGUACAUUUUGUGUGCCAUCUGUGCUUUUCUGGCAGACAGCUCGUCCCUCCUGAUUCAGCUAUGACACCAUUGUAACCAACCUGGUCCAUUCCAGACCCAUCACCACUGAAAUGGUUCAUAGAUGAUUUAAUAAAGAGAAACUGAGUCCUCA
Messenger RNA from Cavia porcellus (domestic guinea pig), 6547 nucleotides. RefSeq names its product ubiquitin associated and SH3 domain containing B (gene Ubash3b). Lineage: Eukaryota; Metazoa; Chordata; Mammalia; Rodentia; Caviidae. Gene Ontology annotation, cellular component: cytoplasm. Bases 412 to 2256 code for a protein of 614 amino acids. Gene Ontology annotation, molecular function: protein binding; protein tyrosine phosphatase activity. The record is from RefSeq and is a predicted model, not a curated record. Gene Ontology annotation, biological process: peptidyl-tyrosine dephosphorylation; regulation of release of sequestered calcium ion into cytosol; negative regulation of signal transduction. The transcript is spliced from 14 exons.